AUAGGGUGGAGAGAGGAGAGCUUAGUCCGAGAAGGCUUGGUGAAAAGUCAAGGUCUUAGGAGCCAGAUGGAUAACGCAUCAGGUUAACAUUGUGUCCAACCUGAUUAACUUCCACGUACCCCAGCGCUUAGAACAGUGCCUGGCCUCUAGUAAGCAAUUAACAAGUGCCAUGAUGAUUAUAAUUGAUACCCUACUGCCGUCUAGCUAGAAAGCUAAAAAGGAUUUCCCGUUAGUUAUAGCAGCAACCAGAUAUACUUUACGACUCUCUCGUAACUUGCAUUUGUUCAGCGCGCGCGUGAAAAGCCAGUAACGGCAGAAGCGUUUGAGAACUGCAGGGCAUUUCCCCAGCGAACAAGCUUCAGCUUUUCAGGGAACUCACAGGGGUCCCCGGAUAAGGUGUCGGGCGGUGUUUAUGCUGACGAGGGGUGGCAGCUAUUUCUAGAGUCUGGUCAGCGGCGAUAGCGGUCAGGAAAUGAAACCGGCCUUACAUAAUGUUGACUUGCAGUGCGGCUGUGCAGAUCGCGAUCAAAUGAAAAGGUCUGUGCAGAUGCAAACUUAUUCUGCGAAUGUCCUGCCGGUUUCUGUAAACAGACAUUCUUCAAAAUCGUCCCAGAAACUUCACCUUCAGAGCUAGUCGUACUAAACUGUGGUUUCACCAAAAGUCGUACGAUUCCCCUUUGCUCUAUGAAACUAUAACUGAAUUAGCAAAUUUUGGCUACUUGGGAUACACUGACCUUCUACACCCUAAGGUAAACUUAAAAAAAAAACCUCAUUCGAGUCUGCCGCGAUAUAGUACGUGGGUGUUUACAAUAAGCUUAGAAUUUGGGUCGUAUAUCAAAAUGUAAGUAUACAAUUAAAGCGGGGCUCGAGUAGACAAUUUUUCAACAUCAACACCGACAUUAAUAAAUGCGCCCACUCUCUGCUGGGCACUGAACUAGUCAUCAGGAAGCAGAGCUGUUUUCCCUGUUGUAGAGAAAUGCGAAUCUCUGCCUCGGACAGACCCAAGUGCAAUUACAUGAAAACCCAAGAGAUGCGAAUAUUCGUGAUGAACUAUACCAGUGGACAUGGAGGCAGCACCGCCCUGUGGGAAGAGCAUAAGUCAGGGAGUCGAGAGACUAGGGUUUGAAACCCAGCUCUGUCAUUGGCCUACUGCGUGACCCCGGGCAGAAGCUGAUGAAGAUUGUCGCUCUGAUACCGUAAGAGCUGAUGAAGAUGAUGAAGAUGAAAGUCCUGCUGAAGCAAAUCUUCAGGCACAGCUCCAGAUGUUCCGAGCCCAGUGGAUGUUUGAACUUACCCCAGGCGUAAGCUCUAGUGGUUUGGAAACGCGGUCGUGCAGAACGUCGGCAAGGGGGCCUCCAGGAAAGGCCGCGGAUACCAAAGGAAAGCAAGAACUAGCGAAAGAGGAGAAGGCGAGAGAACUGUUCCUGAAAGCAGUGGAACAAGAACAAAACGGAGCUCUUUAUGAAGCCAUCAAGUUUUAUCGAAGGGCCAUGCAGUUGGUACCUGACAUAGAGUUCAAGAUUACGUACGCCCGGUCUCCAGAAGGUGAUGGCGUGGGAAACAGCUAUAUUGAGGAUAAUGACGACGACAGCCAGAUGGCUGAUCUAUUGUCCUACUUCCAGCAGCAGCUGACCUUUCAGGAAUCGUUGCUCAAACUCUGUCAGCCUGAGCUGGAGACCAGCCAAACUCACAUCUCAGUGCUACCAAUGGAGGUCUUGAUGUAUAUAUUCCGAUGGGUGGUUUCCAGUGAGUUGGACCUCAGGUCAUUGGAACAGUUGUCCCUGGUCUGCAGAGGAUUCUACAUUUGUGCCAGGGACCCUGAAAUCUGGCGUUUAGCCUGCUUGAAAGUGUGGGGUAGGAGCUGUAUGAAACUUGUUCCUUACACCUCUUGGAGGGAAAUGUUUUUAGAGCGGCCCCGUGUCCGUUUUGAUGGGGUGUAUAUCAGCAAAACAACUUAUAUCCGCCAAGGAGAACAGUCUCUUGAUGGUUUUUAUAGGGCAUGGCACCAAGUGGAAUAUUACAGAUAUAUGAGAUUCUUCCCCGACGGCCAAGUGCUGAUGCUGACGACACCGGAGGAGCCUCAGUCCAUCGUUCCUCGUUUGCGAAGUAGGAGUACCAGAACUGAUGCAAUCCUGCUUGGUCAUUACCGCCUGUCCCAGGACACAGACAAUCAAACCAAAGUAUAUGCUGUGAUCACCAAGAAGAAAGAAGAAAAACCGAUGGAUUACAAGUAUCGAUUUUUUCGCCGUGUUCCCGUGCAAGAAACAGAUCACAGUUUUCACGUUGGGCUACAGUUGUGUUCCAGUGGCCGCCAGAGAUUCAACAAACUGGUCUGGAUACAUCAUUCAUGCCACAUUACGUACAAGUCUACAGGGGAGAUUGCAGUCACCGCAUUUGAAAUCGACAAGAUGUACACCCCGUUGUUCUUUGCCCGAGUGAAGAGUUUUACUGCAUUCUCAGAAAAGCCUCUUUAAAGAAACCUACAUCUCUCCUCGUCUAAUUCCUGCAUGAAUAAAAAGAAAAAGUUUAGAGUAAAAGAGCACUUAAGUUAUAAAUGUGUACAGAUUUUGAACUUGUUUUGAUUGUUGGAAUUUCUUUUGAGACAUAUAUAAACUGGUAAUCUGUUCUUUUUGAUCUGAGGGGGGAUUCAUUUGAAGGGAGUCUUGUUUUGAGAACAAGGUGACCCCUUGUUUUAAACCCAUUUUGGUUGUGGAGUUUUGCCUGUUUUAAUCAUGUCACUUCUGCAAGGACCCUUGCAAGCAUCUCCUUAGAAUGCAAACCUGUAUCUGCCUGUUUCCACAUUAUUUACAUGAGUCAGGGAAGAGCCAUGGUGGAAAACCAUUUUGCUGUUUGUAGUGACUUAGUGUAUGUGCUUCUGAGGCUCAAAUUGUGAAUCUCCGCUGAAGACCCUAAAUAAAUGUUUUCUUUCCAGAAAAUCUA
Messenger RNA from Ornithorhynchus anatinus (platypus), 2940 nucleotides. It is a transcript of the gene FBXO9, whose product is annotated as F-box protein 9. Bases 1263 to 2474 code for a protein of 403 amino acids. The transcript has 13 exons. The record is from RefSeq and is a predicted model, not a curated record. Gene Ontology annotation, molecular function: protein binding. NCBI's taxonomy places the organism in Eukaryota, Metazoa, Chordata, Mammalia, Monotremata, Ornithorhynchidae. Gene Ontology annotation, biological process: SCF-dependent proteasomal ubiquitin-dependent protein catabolic process. Gene Ontology annotation, cellular component: SCF ubiquitin ligase complex.